Pangasianodon hypophthalmus (striped catfish) is the source of this 783-nucleotide messenger RNA. Its product is annotated as retinal cone rhodopsin-sensitive cGMP 3',5'-cyclic phosphodiesterase subunit gamma. The transcript is spliced from 3 exons. Gene Ontology annotation, molecular function: 3',5'-cyclic-nucleotide phosphodiesterase activity; cGMP binding. Gene Ontology annotation, biological process: visual perception; positive regulation of epidermal growth factor receptor signaling pathway; positive regulation of G protein-coupled receptor signaling pathway. NCBI's taxonomy places the organism in Eukaryota, Metazoa, Chordata, Actinopteri, Siluriformes, Pangasiidae. The coding region runs from base 219 to 446 and encodes 75 amino acids. Gene Ontology annotation, cellular component: photoreceptor outer segment membrane. The record is from RefSeq and is a predicted model, not a curated record.
AUGAAAGAGAUCAGAAAACUUCUGGAAGAGUUGUGAGAAGUGGGUGGGUAGCUGCAGGGGAUUAGAAAGAUGAGUAUAAAAGAGGAUGAUGGGAGACAGAUGAAAAGUAGAAGAGAGACUGCAGAAAAAAAGAGCUGAGGAGUCAAACUCAUUUUUGUUUUGCAUCUGCAAGCAAGAAAUCAUAUCCUCUGAAAAGCUCACCACUGUGAAACGAGGAAAUGAACGCAAUGGAUGCCCCAGCCCCCACAGACAAGAAGGGACCCCCCAGGUUCAAGCAGAGAAUAGUCCGGACUUUCAAGAGCAAAGCACCAAAACCGGGUCAGAAGGGUUUCGGAGAGGACAUCCCUGGAAUGGAGGGUCUCGGCACAGACUUCACUGUGAUUUGUCCGUGGGAGGCUUAUGGCGACAUGGAACUAAGUGAUCUGGCUAAAUAUGGAAUUUUGUAAUUUUCUGUUUUGUAGGUCUUCCUCUCUCUCUUUUGGAUUCCUCUCCUUUUACAAGUUCUCACUGUUAGGUAUUUCAUGGUGGUACAAUUCAGUAACCUGGACAGUAAAAAUAAAUAAGCAGCAUUCUCCUCAGCCACCCCCCCACCAAUGAAUAAUUGGUAAGUCCAAAAAGAUGGCACACUUCAGUUGAUUUCCGGACCAUGGAUGUAAGAUUGAGGAAUCAGGAAGGCAUUAUUUAGACGCACCCCAUGCUGCACAACCUAGAUUUGCAUACUGAAACAUGAUUGGUUCUUAUAUUUUAUGAUGCAAUUAUGCUGUCACUCAUAAUGCUGUUGUG